Messenger RNA from Serinus canaria (Common canary), 2327 nucleotides. It is a transcript of the gene SLC16A4, whose product is annotated as solute carrier family 16 member 4. The record is from RefSeq and is a predicted model, not a curated record. Gene Ontology annotation, molecular function: monocarboxylic acid transmembrane transporter activity. The transcript has 10 exons. Lineage: Eukaryota; Metazoa; Chordata; Aves; Passeriformes; Fringillidae. Gene Ontology annotation, biological process: transmembrane transport; monocarboxylic acid transport. The coding region runs from base 545 to 2170 and encodes 541 amino acids.
UCCCCGGCCGAGGCCGUGCAGGACAGGCAGGGACCGAGCUCGGCUCCCCUGCGGGCAGCAGCGGCCCAGCCCGGCUCCAGCCCAGCGCUGCCAGCCCGGCUCUGCCCGGGCGGGAUCCGGAGCUUUCCCCGGGCUCAGAACUUUGCAGGCUCCCCCUGCUUUUCCUUCCCAACAGGAUUUCUGCUCCAAACGCCCCGGGUUUCCUGUUCCCAGCUGGGCAAGGGGAGGGACUGCCGGCCUUGGGGCCUCACAAGCCGAGAGAGGAGGAGGAGGAGGAGGAAGAGGAGGAGGAGGAGGAGGAGGAUGGGUCCGUCCCCCCAGCGCUUGCCAGGCUCCAUGUCCCGCUCUGCACCGACACCAUCAUCCUCAUCCUCACCGCAUGGCAAUGAGGGAGCAGACUCUGGGCUGCCAAGUCAGUAGGGGGGAUUUAAUCUCUGGGGCAGAUGAAGAGGCUCUGAAGAGAUUGAAGAGGCUCUGAAGAGAUUGAAGAGGCUCUGAAGAGAUUCCUCUUUGCUGUCGACUCUUCCGGGGAGGGUUUUCCAGCAUGCCAGGCGCAGGAAAGGGGAAGGAGGAUGAAGAGCUGGAGGCUCCGGAGGCUCCAUCAGCCGGGAAGAGCCGAGGCUCAGGAGCAGCAGGCGCAGGGUGGGCGUGGGGAGUGGUGUUUCACUUCUUCCUGGUCAAUGUGCUCGUGAUGGGGACGCUCAAGACCUUUGGGAUUUUCUUCGUGGCUUUCCGAGAGGAGAUGGGGGGAUCUUCAGAGCAGCUCAGCUGGAUCGGCUCCAUCAUGUCCUCCCUGCGCUUCCUGGGAGCCCCGCUGGUGGCCGUGCUGUGCCGGCGCCUGGGAGAGCGCCCGACCUCCGUGCUCGGGGCUGGCCUGGUGGCUGGGGGCUGCCUGCUCAGCACUCAGGCCACCAGUGUCCCCUUCCUCUGCUUCUCCAUGGGCUUCCUGCUGGGGAUGGGCUUUGCCUGUCUGUACCAGGCAGCUGCAGUGAUGACGGCCAAGCGCUGCCGGGCUCACCUGGCCUUCUGCAACGCCCUGGCCCGCUCGGGCAUGGGGCUGACCUUCCUCAUGGCCCCCUUCACCCAGCUCCUCAUCGAGGCCUAUGGCUGGCAAGGUACUCUGCUGGUGUUUGGAGGAAUCAUGCUGAACCUGGUGCCUUCCAGCAUGCUGCUGUGGCCUGCCAGCCCCCAGCUGCCUCGGGAACCUGCCAGAAAUCCACACCGGGGGUCUUCAGGGGCAGAGAAGGAUCCAGAAGCUCCUGGUGGGUGUUCAGAUGGAAGCACUCAGAGGGAAUCACAGCUUCUCCAGGCACAGGAGGCUCCCAGCUCAGAGUCACUCGUGGUGCCCCAUGGCAGAGACGUCUCUGAGCCAGCCAGGGGAAGGCUGCAGAAACCCAGCCCGGAGAGCUCCUCCUCAGAACCCCCCAGCGGGGCCAGGAGAGGCCCCCAGCCCCCUGCAGCCACCAAAGAGGAACCUCCUCAGCCUCUGCUGGACUUCUCCCCGCUGAAGGAUCCCCUUUUCUUCAUCUUCACCUGGUCUUUCCUCUUCAGCCACCUGGCCUAUUUCGUGCCCUUCUUCCACCUGGUGGCCAGAGCCAGGACGCUGGGCCUGAGCAGCAGGGAUGGCUCCUACCUCAUCGCCGUGGCUGGUAGGCACAGGGACCCUCCCAGCCCAGCUCACAGAAAAACACCCCCAACUCUGUGUGAGCGCUGCGUUCCCGGUGUCACGGAGACGCUGAGCCAGCUGCUCUCGGGCUGGCUGGCCGACCGCAGCUGGACCAAGAGGUACCACCUGCACGUCACCUGGCUGCUGCUGAGCGGGGUCACCCACCUGCUGGGGCCGCUGGCCACCUCCCUGGCCCUGCUGCUGGCCUACGCCGCCGCCGCUGCCGCCUUCUGCGGGGGAUUCAUGGCCCUGGUGCUGCCUGUGCUGGUGGAUCUGGUGGGUGUGGAGAAGCUCCACAGCUACCUGGGGUUUGCUGCUUUCUUUGCAGGGAUAGCAGCCAUGGGAGGACCCCCUCUAGCAGGGUGGCUCUAUGACUACACCCAGACCUACGCCUGCUCCUUCCUCUUUGCUGGAGCCUGUGCUCUCAUCUCACCCAUCUCCUUCUUCUUCGAGCCUGCAGCCCAAAAAUGGAAGCUAAGAAAAGCCAAUUUGGACAAGAGCUGAGGUUUUAAAGGCUGGGCUUUGAUCACACCUACGUGGGACAGCCACUGCCUGCACUGGGAAGGAUCAACAGCAGCAAGACUGAAAACUGGAAUUUCUGGGUGUCAGAUUCAGUUUGGAUAGCUGGAAAUUUGUGCUGAUUAAAGCCAGCUGAGAAAUG